AAUAGGAGGACAGCAAGCCAGCCUGAGGACCUCAUGGAGGACGUGCUUGGCAAACUGGAUGGACAGAAAAACAAAUACAGUUUAUUUAUGGCAAGGGUGGGGGGAAUUAUUUAAGUUGACCUUGGACACAAUUUAACCGAGUAAUUAAACAAUUUUUCCUUACACGCAAAUAUGAUCAAAGGUCCAUUUGGAUCCUUUUAUUUUCUCCCGUUUGACAGGCAAAUCUCAGGUCCCGUGAGGUGAGAAUAAGCCUCACUUUUUUGUUCUUUGCUGUUUGUCGCUUCAGAUGACAGGAAGUUAAAAAGCUCUCGCCGGAAGCAGGCGUUGAGGAAAGCACUCCAGGAAGUUGACGAGGAUCCCGAUGAGAUGGAAGAGAGCGAAGAUGAGAUUCCAGAAGAAACAACUUUGCGGAAGAACGGAACCCGAGGUAGAAAAAUUGGACCUGCAUCCAUGUGUGAACGUUGCUUUCAAUGCAGUGAAUGCUAACAUGUUUAGCAUCAAGUUGCACAUCGACUCCCCCCUCACUCACCAUAAGUUUGGCUCUGCUAACACUCCCCUGAUCGCCAGUCGUUCCCUUUACGAGUUCAUUCCAACUACAGAACUUCCUAUCCGAGACGAAGUGUUGCGCUCCGCCCUGCGAGAAGAACUGAGCACCAUCAACGAGAAAACCGAGGCCAAGCGGAUCGCCCGUAUCGCCCUCGCCGAAAUCGAAAUCCUCCUGGCCGACCGAGACCAAGGCGAGGAGACGGCCUGGCAACUCAAGAUGAAGACGCUGGAGGUCACCCAGGAGCAGCUCAAGCUGGAGAAGGAGAGGAUAGGGCUGGAGAAGGAAAGGGUGGAGGUGGAGAAAAGGAAGAUGGAGGUGGAGAGAGAACGGAUGAAGUGGGAGAAGGCUGAGAGGGAAAGGAUGGAGCGGGAGGACGUGGAGAAAGAGCAAAGGGAGCAGGAAAGGAUGGAGCGGGAGAAGGAAAGGAUUGAGUGGGAGAAGGCCAAGAGGGAAAGGAUGGAGUGGGAAAAGGCUGAGCGGGACAGGAUGGAGACGGAGAAGGCGGCGCAAGAGCGACUUGCGUUACAGAAAGCAAAGCAAGAGCGGGAACAGCUCGAAAAGAAGGAGAGGGAGCGCGUGCUUCGGGAACAAGAGGCCGCCAAGGAAAGGGAAGAGCGGGAACGCUUGGCCAGAGAGAAGAGCGACCAGGAAAGGAAGGAAAGGGAGCGACUCCAGAAAGAACAGGUGGCCAAAGAGCGGGAAAGGCUUGAGAAAGAAAAGAUGGAACGGGAAAGGCAAGAAAAAGAGAGAGCGGAGAAAGAGCGCCUUGUUAAAGAGAAAGCUCGACUGGCUCAGGAGAAAGAGAGAGCGGAGAAGGAGAAGACAGCCAGCGAGAAGGAACUGCGGCUUUCCCGCGAGAAGGCCGCUCGGGACAAGAUGGAGGCGGAGCGGCUUGACGCCAGGAAAGCAAACAGCAGUCAAACCGGCGAGGAGAAAAGUCAGCGAGCCGGCGUGACGGCGGUCAGGAGGGACAAGGGUGUGGUCGCAGACAAAAUGGCUGCCAGCGGCAGGAAGAAGUAAACUCUUCUUGGACUCUUUUUGUUUUGUUUUUAUUUGGGGUUUUUUUCCAGCUCUGUCGAAUAAAAGUAGUGCUUUGCCACCAUCUUGUGGGAUACAUUGGGGCACAAUAUAAGAAAUAAACUUUUCUGGUUAUGCAAUCAAAUGGUACUACAAAAUUGUAAACCCAUCGGGAGCGAUUCCCAACACAACCAAUCAGAUGCUUUUGUUGAGGUCAUUGAUUUAUUUGUGUUGUUGUUGUUCAUAUGUGCUGUAAACUCCGCCCCCAUCUCUAUUUCUGGAAAGUAUUUUCCUCCAAUGUGACAGCAAAUGUCAAAUAAAACUUAAACUGUUGCCAUCUUCUUA
Messenger RNA from Syngnathus acus (greater pipefish), 1909 nucleotides. RefSeq lists its product as uncharacterized. The transcript is spliced from 3 exons. Bases 362 to 1567 code for a protein of 401 amino acids. The record is from RefSeq and is a predicted model, not a curated record. NCBI's taxonomy places the organism in Eukaryota, Metazoa, Chordata, Actinopteri, Syngnathiformes, Syngnathidae.